Messenger RNA from Phycomyces blakesleeanus NRRL 1555(-), 525 nucleotides. RefSeq lists its product as hypothetical. The transcript is spliced from 5 exons. Bases 1 to 525 code for a protein of 174 amino acids. The record is from RefSeq and is a predicted model, not a curated record. NCBI's taxonomy places the organism in Eukaryota, Fungi, Mucoromycota, Mucoromycetes, Mucorales, Phycomycetaceae.
AUGAAUUCUACAACUAAAAUCUACACUGUUAUAUGUACAUGUUCAUCAUGUACCAAAAAUGCAAUUGGUGGAAUUUUGCAAAAUGCACAGACCUUUAAGCGUCAUAACGAUGCUAAUAAGUUAUUAGACAUUGGCUCAAAAAAUCGAGAAACACACAUUGAGAUGGGAGAUGUAUCUGAUACAUUGAUUGACUAUGAAGACAAUUAUUCUAUUAUAUCAGCCGAAACUACUGUACAGAGUGUAUCUUUUUUGAGAGAAGACGAGAUUUUUCAAUUCGAAGAGUCUGAUGUCAAGACAACAUCAUUGGCUUCUGACAAUGGCAAUCCUGAUUCAAGCGAUGAGUCUGAAGAUGAGAGUGAAGUCGAGGUUGCUGGUGUUGAAAAUUUUGGACAUAGUUGCUUCCAGUUUUGUUUAUUGAGAAAAGGUUUUGUAUCAAAGUUUUACCAGGUUCUUACACUGAACUACUACUGCUAUUUAUAUUAUUUUGGAUCAGGAAAAUUAUAUGACUGGGGUCAGUCUCAAUGA